AUGUUUGAGUGUCUACAGUACGACACAGGUACUUCAGGUAAAAUAAAGAGUGCGAGUAACAAUCAAGCUUCACCAAAGAGUAUUUUUGUCACUUGGCUUGCUAUUCUAGACAGAUUGGUCACUAAGGACAGAUUGUUAGUCUGGCAAAUCCCUUGUGAUCCUUGUUGUUUCUUCUAUGCUGGUGUUGAUGAGAAUGUGAACCAUUUGUUCUUUGAUUGCAGCUAUUCAAAUGUGAUCUGGUCUUCAAUGUUACAAAUUCUGGGUUUCACUAGGCCUGUGUUAAGCUUUGCUGAUGAACUGCACUGGAUUGCAAAAUGCUGCAGGAAAACUGAUGCUAGGAGCAGACUCAUUGUGAUGUACUUUUCUGAAACUGUCUACAAUGUGUGGCUUCAAAGUAAUGCUUUAAUGUUUACAGGAAACUGUAAAUCAGUUUCUGAUUUAAUUAGGGAGAUAAUUUUUCUGGUUGCUUGCAUAUGUAAUAGCAUUGAUAGAUAUUUACUGUAUUCUGCUUAG
This is a messenger RNA of Chenopodium quinoa (quinoa), 513 nucleotides long. RefSeq lists its product as uncharacterized. The record is from RefSeq and is a predicted model, not a curated record. The transcript has a single exon. The coding region runs from base 1 to 513 and encodes 170 amino acids. Lineage: Eukaryota; Viridiplantae; Streptophyta; Magnoliopsida; Caryophyllales; Amaranthaceae.